AUCCCUUCAGGUUACUUGCUUCUCAGUAGCAGCGAAGGCAAAGCAAGAGAGAAGGAUGAGGCUUAAAUGCUAAUGCUUGUAUUUUUUCUCUUUUUAAUAUAUCUUUUUAGGUCUGAGGUGCAUUGAGAGCAUUGUACUUUAAGAAACGUGAUGAUUGACGACUUCGAAACCCCUGCGGUCCGAUCUAGUGGAGAUCUGUGGACUGAGAUCUGCUCCAGUCUGCCAGAGCCUCAGGAACAGGAUGGUGGACAAUUUACAGACUCAUUUGAGCCUUCCUCUCCAGGAAACCCUCAGACAAACUCUCCCAGAGCUACUUUCAGCCCCUGGGAACCCAUGGCUGACUCUGAGGUUUACCUGGCCAGUUUAGAAAAUCGAUUGAAGAGGAUCAAGGGACAAUCGAAUGACAUAACAUCAAGGGAAAUGCUCCGUUCCUUGUCCCAGGCUAAAAAGGAAUGCUGGGAUAGAUUCCUUCAUGAUGCCCAAGCCUCAGAACUGUUCCAGGAAGGGAGCUUCGAUCAGAGUGCUUUGGAGCAGUUCAAGCGCUGGCUGUCUCCUGAAAGGGUGGCCAUCAAUGCAGAAGAGCUGGAGUACCUUCUCUUGCCCGCACAGAACAGCGAGGCUCCUGCCAGCUCAACCCAAACUGACAAGCCAAGUGAGGAGGAAGAGUGCCCAAGCCCAGAGAAAUAACCUCAUCACAGCAAUAACCUGUUUGCUGUACUGACCAGCAGUGCUAGGAGAAUUAAGAGUAUAUGGGGUCUUGUUGUGGACAGCAACUAAAUAUUGUGAUCCACGUUUUUCAUACUGCAAGUGAACUAGUCCUUUAAUGAGAUCAUUUGAAUCACAUUUAAAUCAAGGUGUCUUUGGUUGUGCUUGCCUCUCAAUCCUCAUAUUUGUAGAACUGAGAGAAAUACAUGUGAAUUAAAAAAUAAAAUCUAUCUCUUUGAGAUUUUUUUACUUGCCAGGUAGCAUGCUCUGCAAAAGCAGAAAUCUGAUUUGUUGAGAGAAGUACAAGCAUAAUCUGAACAAAGUCCAAACUUGACUACGUUAUCAUGGACCAUUCAACGUGUGUAUUUUCAACUGAAUUGAAUUAUUUACUAUUGAAUUCAAAUUGAUUUUUGUUGUUGUUGUUGCUACUCCUUUCAUGUUCUAUUAUUAUGCACUAAUUCAAACAUACACAAACAAUACAUUUAUAAACAUUUUUUUCAUGCAUAUAUGAAAUGAUAAUCUAAUGUGUCAUACAUGUGAACAUUCCUCUGAAUUCAAACAUGUAGGUCAGUGCAGUGGAAUAGACGACCACGAAAUUAAACAUUAGUAGAGAAUUUUAAUUGUAAUGUGCCUAUUGUCUCUAAACAUGUUACUACACUUUAUUCUGAAAAGACAAUAAAAGCUAUGAAAUAACCAUAA
This is a messenger RNA of Cyprinus carpio (common carp), 1404 nucleotides long. It is a transcript of the gene ccdc32, whose product is annotated as coiled-coil domain containing 32. The record is from RefSeq and is a predicted model, not a curated record. Lineage: Eukaryota; Metazoa; Chordata; Actinopteri; Cypriniformes; Cyprinidae. Gene Ontology annotation, biological process: cilium organization.